This is a messenger RNA of Angiostrongylus costaricensis, 1314 nucleotides long. Lineage: Eukaryota; Metazoa; Nematoda; Chromadorea; Rhabditida; Metastrongylidae. The record is from the annotation of a GenBank genome assembly.
AUGCCAGUAACGGAUGCUAUACUGUGCGAAAAAUAUGAAACUCUCAUGGACCUGGCUGGAACCAGCGGCAAAUGUGCUCUAAUCGAUCAGCUUGGGGCGGGGGAAAUGGCUCUUGUUGGGAUCGACUUUCGUGCUCCGCUAAGGGAAGUGAAGAGAGUUCAGUUUGGAAUCUUAGGCCCCGAUGAAAUCAAGCGUAUGUCGGUUGGAGAAAUAGAAUUCCCAGAAAUUUAUGAAAAUGGGAAACCAAAGAAAGGUGGCUUGAUGGAUCCUCGUCAAGGAGUUAUAGACCGAAGAGGACGUUGCAUGACAUGUGCUGGUAAUUUGGCCGACUGUCCCGGUCAUUUUGCUCAUUUGGAGCUUGCAAGACCUGUGUUCCACGUAGGAUUCCUAUCGAAAAUCCUGAAGAUUCUUCGUUGUGUUUGCUUUUACUGUAGUAAGUUGCUUCUGGACAAAGACAAUCAACGUGUCAAAGAAAUCAUCAGAAAGACGCAAGGAAAUCCUCGGCGUCGACUAACCCUUAUCUACGAUAUGUGCAAGUCAAAAGUAGUUUGUGAUGGCGGAAAUGAGAUUGAGAGUCAAACUGUGGAGGAUGGAGAUGAUGGUGAAAAAGUUAUUAAAGCAAGUGGUUGUGGGCGAUAUCAGCCCUCAUAUCGUCGUGCAGGAAUCGAUAUCAAUGCAGAAUGGAAAAAGAAUGUUAACGAAGACACGCAGGAACGUAAAAUUUUCCUAACCGCCGAACGAACUCUAGAAAUUUUCAAACAGAUUUCUGACGAAGAUUGCAUGAUUCUAGGCAUGGAUCCAAGAUUUGCUCGUCCCGACUGGAUGAUUUGCACCGUCCUUCCCGUUCCGCCACUAGCAGUUCGUCCAGCUGUGGUUACCUUUGGGUCUGCGAGAAACCAAGAUGAUUUAACGCACAAACUCUCUGACAUUAUUAAAACCAACAUCCAGCUAAGAAACAAUGAGGCGAAUGGUGCUGCUGCCCACGUGUUAGCAGACGACGUGAAGCUACUCCAGUAUCACGUUGCUACACUUGUAGAUAAUUGUAUUCCUGGACUUCCGACGGCUACACAAAAAGGUGGAAGGCCGUUAAAGUCAAUCAAGCAACGUCUGAAAGGAAAAGAAGGGAGGAUUCGGGGGAAUCUUAUGGGUGAGUACUUCGAUAAUUUUUUAACUUCAUUCUCAUCUUCCGUCUUAGUUGUAUAUCAAUGUGGUUCUACGUUACGAGCAUGCCAGCAUUUCUCGUCGUUACGCAUUGUUUGCAAUGCAUGCGACCUGAAAUUAAUCACCUUUUGGUCUAAAGCGAUCAAGACUUGA